Fulvia fulva is the source of this 594-nucleotide messenger RNA. RefSeq names its product Acyl-CoA dehydrogenase apdG. The transcript is spliced from 2 exons. NCBI's taxonomy places the organism in Eukaryota, Fungi, Ascomycota, Dothideomycetes, Mycosphaerellales, Mycosphaerellaceae. The record is from RefSeq and is a predicted model, not a curated record. Gene Ontology annotation, molecular function: oxidoreductase activity, acting on the CH-CH group of donors; flavin adenine dinucleotide binding. The coding region runs from base 1 to 594 and encodes 197 amino acids.
AUGGGUCAUUCAGUCGAUAACAACCCCUUUGCAGAGGCACCCUGGCUGAUGGGAGUGCCAUCGCCGUACUACUCUGAUUCGCACAGGCGAUGGCAAAAGACCUGUCGUGAAUUCGUUUGGAAGAACCUUGGGCAAUAUGGAUUGCAAUGGACCAGGCAGCAAAGCUGCGAGCCAGAGGUGUACCAGACCUUCGCAGACGCGCCUUGUCUGCCAGCUCCGCUGCCAAUUGCUCGCCUCAAAGCACUCGGUAUUCGUGAACUCGCCGGGAGUCUGAAGCUGGAAGAGUAUGAUUACUUCCACUACCUCAUUUAUAUGAGUGAAAUGUACAACUGCGGUCUGUUCAGCCCCGCAGGCGUGGUGGUGCCUGGCAUGGCUUUCGGGACACCACCAAUUCUGAACUACGGCAACAGAGAGCUGCAAGAUAGAGUCCUGCCUGACUUGCUGCUUGGCAAGAAGAGGACCUGUAUAGCUGUGACCGAGCCUGGUGCCGGUUCUGAUCUUGCAAACCUCGAAACGGAAGCCAUCAAAGAUGCCAGCGGAGACAACUAUAUCGUGAACGGCUGUAAAAAGUGGUUGGUGGUUGGUCAAUGCUAA